Punica granatum (pomegranate) is the source of this 1784-nucleotide messenger RNA. The record is from RefSeq and is a predicted model, not a curated record. Lineage: Eukaryota; Viridiplantae; Streptophyta; Magnoliopsida; Myrtales; Lythraceae.
GAAUUUCGUUUAGCCAUUUUAGGUUGAGCUGCCGAUUAGUUCAUGAGCUGAAAUUAAGCUCGGAAGGAGAAGAGGGAAGAAGAGAGUGGGAGGGAAAGGUCCUGAGUGAAGUUAGACCACUAAAUCAACAUCUCGGUCUUAAGCCACGCGCUUGUCUUCGGUGUUAGCUGUAUUGGUUUCGCUAAAAUUUUGCCUAAUCUAGAGUUGUCGAUCACACGCACACGGAAUCAAAUUUAAUGUUUGGAAUCAGCAUAUCUAGUGGUCACGAGACGCCCGAUUUGAGUAAUCAAGUUGCAUUUGCCGAUAAGACGCCCGGGGGUUUCUCUAUAUGUGGAUUUUUUUGUGGUGGAACCGGCACACGGAGAGAGGUCCAUCGGAUGAAUAGUUCCCUUUGGCAUAAUUUUCAUUUCCAAGAGGAACUAUGAGGUUUAAGAGUCGUGCGAGCAAGGGACAAACUUCCAUUAACAAGGGAGGUGGAGAUGAAGGCACAUCUAGUCAGUCGCAAGGGGAAUACGCUCUGGGGAGCUUGAUAUGGAUCAAGCUCAGAAGUAAUUCAUGGUGGCCUGCACAGGUUGUUGAUGAGAACGUUGUAAGCGAGGUCAAUAAACCUGCUGGUAGAUCACCCGUUGAUGUUCUUGUUCGAAUCUAUGGAAGCUAUCAAUAUGUGUAUGCAGACCUUACUAAAUGCCUUUCUGAGUUUGAAACAGUGCUCCGGCAAAACAAUGGUAGUUACCUAGAUAUAUUUCAGAGAGCUCUUGAGCAGGAUGUUCUUAUAUCAAAAGCUGGUGGAUCAAAGGGAGGAGGAUCUAAACGUAAAGGGGCAGCAAAGGCCAGAACUGGUGCUUCUAAAAACAUACGGCCGAGUCGAAGACCAGCACGAGGAAAUCUGGAUGUACAAGAUACACCUAAUUUACUCCAGGGUAAGCAAGCAGCAGCUGCUACACCAGAAACAAAGGCAAAACGCAAAGGUAGAACUUCUAGAAAAGAUAAGCAAGACGGCACUUCUAAUGAACCAGAAGGAACAGGUACCUUAGAAAUCGAACAGGAAAGUGUAUCAGGUAGACUCAAGUCGCACAAACGAACAGCUGCAGAGAAAACAAAGGUAGGAAUUUCUCGGCAAGCACCAGCUAACCCCGAGCAAGAUGGGCAUCAGAAGGCACACUUGCCGAGCAAAGGUCGAAUAUCUAAAAAGGAGGAGAAAGCAACUGCUGAGAAUGACGAGGGGCAGAAGAAACGCAGGUUGAGCACUCUCUACGCUGAUGAGAGAUUAAAAGACAAACAACCUGAGCAAGAGAAGCCAGACAGCAAGAAGGCGAAGAUGUCAAGCGCCAAGAAGGAAGGUAAAUCAGAAGUGCCAAAAUUAGCCGAGUCGGUGAAGAAAGAGAAGCCAGUAAGCCCAACUCGUACGGGUUUGCUCUUGGUUUGCUUCAUUCAGGCGCCAAAGUUGCUCGCAAAACCCGAAGAGCUUAGGACGCGGAGAUUGAAAGUGAUGAAGACUCUAGGAUUAAUUGGGCCCUCAGGUUCACCAUUUCACAGAAACGGUCAGAUCAUAGUUGUAGAUUGAUAAAUAACUGCUGGAAACGAGUUACUUUUGUCAUUGUAAUUGCAUGAGUUCCAUCCCCUAAACAGGAAACUCAAUUCUACAAAUUCGUUGAACUCUUUUGGGGUGUAGAGUGUUGCUGCUGAUGCGAUCUAUCUUUAAAGGCGGUUGGUUGAUUCUGUAAAAAUGACGAGUUUACUUCAUAUUGGUGUUUGUAUGGAAUUUUACAAACCCUGGUUGGAUC